AUGACGAUCGAGACCCUCUUGCCGGUUUUCUUGAUCUCAAAGCCUGAGAUCACUUACUUGCCAGAGACUGAAACCUCAAAGCCAGUACUCCUCGAGCCUUAUCAUGUGGACCUGCUACCUGAGUACUCUUACGUUAGUGAAGAGUUUCUGAUUUCUGGGAUUGCUCAUGGUGAACCAUACUGCACCCGCCUUCUCCUUCGUCGUCCAGUGGAUAUUAGCAAAUUCUCUGGGUUCGUUGUCGAGGAGCCAUCGCACUUGUGGGGUGGAACUAGUAUCUGGCGUCAUAUUAAUCGCUGGCUUAUGCGGAAUGGUCAUGCUUGGCUGGAAGUUGACUCGCAGGCUCCAUCGGCCAUUGGUAAAAUCAAGAAUGUUGACCCAGAGCGAUAUAAGCAGAUCUGCUUUAUUCCAGGUCCUACUUCGGAUGAAUUUGCCGAAAACAUCCCUUUCGUAACAGAUGUUUCGAAAGAGGCUUUGUCGAGAAACUAUGACAACUUCAAAGCCAAAUGGUGGCCUGCAACCUUGCAGUCUCCCGAUAUUCUGGGAGCUGCUUCAUAUGCUUUGAGGUUCAUCACUCAUUCAUCACACUUGCGGCUACCCGAUGGCUCUCAUCCUUUCGAAGGAUACAUCCCUUGUCAGUCCGGCGGUACUGCCCUGCCAGACUGUGCACCUGCAAAGAUCAUCGAGCUUCUAGGAGAAUCUGAAUUUCCAUCUGUUCGAUUGCCCUGCGGUGUUAGUGGGCAGAUGAAAGAGACCACCCAUCGCCGUCCCGAUAGCGAUUUCUUCCGCUUGUAUGAAAUAGCAGGGAUGGCGCAUCGCGAGUCCCGAUAUCCUUCGGAACUGGACUUGAAGCGCUACUCAAUGGUCGACCUUAAGGGUGCUGAGUGGAGUACAUUCUCAAACUCAUUCAUUUACCACGCUGUACUCGAGUCCAUGUUGAAGUGGAUCUCUGAAGAUAAAGCGCCAGCAGCGAGUGCUUUUAUUCAAACAGUGGGAAACACGGAUGAAAUUGUGCGAGAUACACAUGGAAACGCUAUUGGUGGCGUAAGAACUCUACACACUGAUGUGCCGUUGGCACGCUUUGUUGCUGCGACUCCUAAGGGCAGACCGAAUUGGUACUGGGGAUCUGAGUGGCCAUUCUCUGAUGAUGAGCUUCACGCGCUUUAUGGAUCUCCCGCCGAGUACCGACUACAAGCCGGUGCCGCGCUUGCAAAGCAGAUUGAGUCUGGUUUCUUACUUGCGGCAGACUCGGACGUCCUUCGCCGGGAGACAGUUGAAAAGGUUAACUUUUGA
Penicillium cataractarum is the source of this 1290-nucleotide messenger RNA. RefSeq lists its product as uncharacterized. The coding region runs from base 1 to 1290 and encodes 429 amino acids. The record is from RefSeq and is a predicted model, not a curated record. The transcript is spliced from 4 exons. NCBI's taxonomy places the organism in Eukaryota, Fungi, Ascomycota, Eurotiomycetes, Eurotiales, Aspergillaceae.